AUGGAUAGCGAGGAGAGCGAUUUGUCAACGGAAGACGACGAGGUUUUCUCAUACGACCAGAACUGUCAACCUCGGAAGGUCAGGAUCAUCGGAACGUUCAGCCAAAAGAAAGAGAGAAUUGACAAGUACACGGUUACCCGCUGCAAGACCGUUGAGAUCAAGGACCCAUUCACUAACCGGAAUGGUGGCAAGCCAUGGCGAAAGGUGUUUGAGGGAUCAACUGUUUUGAUUCAUGGGGAAGAUACCUUGCCAAUGAUGGCCCUGGUGCACAAAUUGUACAAGAUCGACAGCGGCACCCGUGAUGGUAGACAGGUGGAUGCUCUCUUGAAAGUGACGUGGCUGUAUCGGGACAAGGAGGUGAAAUCGACCAACAAAAAGCCAUCCUCAUGCACGGCAGGUGCAAUUUUGAACAGAAAGAAGGAAUCGGAGUCUGUUCGUGAGGUAUUUUACACAGCCCACAGUGAUACAGUGUUGGCACACCACAUUAUACAUCCUUGUUUGGUUCAUUUUCAGCGCAGCAAUGAUCCACUGCCCUUCCAGGAUGUCCAGAUUGGCCAAAACUCACUUAAGAAGCACAUGAAGGGCUUUGUGUGCCGCCGUUUCUAUGACACCAGUGGCAAGAAAUGUUAUUUUUUGGAUGCUGUGGCUGAUGAUGUCAGGGCGAUCAAAUUUGAAGAUCAUCUUGUUCUGGAGGUGCAAGAUCUCCUGAAGGCGACCAGGCGUCAGAUCGAUGCUUGGCAUGCGCAUAAUCCCAGAUGGUAUCUGAAUGAACGACCUGGCAGUGCUGCUGGUCGCUUGGGAGAGGUUCAGGAAGGAGGCACAGAUGGUGGUGUGCCAUUUGGUAAUGAUGUGGCCAACCAGUCUGCAGUGGCAGAGGGCAAUUCAGAAGAUAGACAGCAGCAACACAGACCGUUUGAUGCUGUCAAGGGCAGCACCAACAGGAAACGUCAGUGGGUUGGCGAUCAGCAAGGUGCAAUGCCAGAUUGGAAGUCCCAGAAAACUGAUGUCAAGCACACACCGUGGAGGCGUCUUGAUCGAACUGUCUCAGAUCCUGUCAUCCCAGAAUUGAAAGCAAACACUUCAAAUCUACAAAGGCAGAUGUCGCUGGAUGCUGUGAAGAUUACGUGGGAGCCCAAUCUUCAAAGCUACCAUAGCCAGCCAUCUGGAUCAGUGCCACUGCACGAUGGUCACACAGCGAGGCACUCAACUGGACCCAGCAAGGAGGCUAAACCAAAGACAGACACAAAAACACCACAGGCCUCUGUUUCUCUCCAGGUGUCCAGCAGAGAGGAUGACGAGUCCGAUGAUGACAUUCCCUUGUCUCAACGAUACAAACAACAGACAUGCAAAGCAGAACUUCAGAUUGCAAAACGUGCCAAAACUGCAAACACUCCUGCAAAUCCUGACCUCUACAUAAGACGAAACGGGGAUAGGUUUGAUGUGAAGAUCCCCAAAGCCUUCACACAUGGUGGUGAAACACGUACUGAGCUUGUGUUCAGUGGGAGCUUCACUUCCAGGGACAAGGCUGAGAAAGUGUGCAUCGCCGCCAUGCAUAUGGACCAUGCAGAUUUGAAAGAUUAUGUGAAGGCCAAUGCAGCAGAGUUUGGAGCAGACCCUCGUACUGGCCGCCCACCAGUCGAGCCAGCAGUGCCUUUGACUGUGAUUCCCAAAAGGGAGAACAAAAGCUGUGGCUCAAAGAGAACAGAGGUGCUACACGAAACGCCUAGAGAGGUGGAAAAGCAACUAAGGCGGCAGGCCACUCCUGUCAGCGAAAUAACUCCAACAUCACCAGUCCAAGGCCCAACUCCUUUCAGUUGUCCCCCCCAGCCUGACACAGCAGAGGUGGAGCACAGCCCCAGACAAGGAAGGACUGAGAAUAACAUUAAACAGGAAAUGCCAUCUGGGAAACGUGGGGUAACGAUGCCCACAAGCCAAGUCUUGGCUGGUGAACUGGCACAGCCACAUUCCCUCCAAGAAGAUUUGCAGAUCGCCUUGGGUGCAGACACACCUUGCCGCCUAUCCAGUGCAGAGGAGGGGGCAAUGGUGGUGAGAGCCUACGAUGACAGCUUGCUGCAGAGGUACCCAAUGGUCACAUACAAGACGGCUGAAGGGGAGGUCAAGAGGGGCAGACUUAUACCUGAGGAAGAUGUGGCAGCUCUGAAGGCUGUGGACCAGAGGGCUUGUGAUUCAUCAGAGGUGCUUGGCGCAGAUUGCAAGGACGCUGCCUUGUCAGUGGAGCCCAGACCAACUGGAACACCAGUCUCUGAACCUGAUGAUGGCCCACCACAGGCCGUGGACUCUGAGCAGAACAUUUUGGGCUCAGAGGCUCUCACGGAGGCUGUGGAGGGGGUCCCAAAAGCGGAAGACAAGCAAGAGGGUUCGCCUGUGGCUGGCAACGAGCUCAACAUGAGGAGCUUCAAGGAGCUUCAGGGAAAAGUGGACAUUUUCUUGGAAGGACGAGCCAAUGAGGACACAGAAGGGGACCUAAUUGGAUAUUCGUUUCGAGACUGUCUCAUUUGCAUGGAGCACAGAUUUGCAGAAUUUACAGAAUUUACAGCAGGAUUCUUGGAAAGGGCUGUUCACAGGGGGUUGUGGGACUUGUUUUUGAGCGAUGUGGACAAGGGAGCCCGCACGGCACUUGUCCUCAAGGUGGAUACGGACAGCGGCGAGUGCUACAUAAUGUUCAGUAUUCGGCAAUCUGACCGGUCAGAUAGGACAGACAACUGCAGACAUACCCUUUUUGCCACAGAAUGGGUCCUUGCCUGGCCGCAGGUUAAUCUGAAAGAUAGUAUCGAAGAAUUGCAGCAGCAGGAAAAUAGCGGCGGAAAUGCAGGGUAUUGCCCUUCUGGCCAGGGCGCAUACCUGGAAGAUGGCAGCGGCGCCAUAAUAGGAGGCUGUAUUGGAAUGGGGCAUUUCGAUAUGUGGUUGAUUGUGGAUGCCCUGGUACAGCUAGGAUACCUUGAAGAACCAAACGUGCUGUCGGGAUCCACGUUGACAGCUGGCAUGUGCAAGGACGUGGGGAAGACAUCCAAGGAUGGCGCAGGUGACGAAUCUGAGACGAGCGACGAAGAAAUUGAAGAAAUUGACAUUGGGUAG
Molecule: messenger RNA, 3096 nt
Organism: Ostreobium quekettii
Lineage: Eukaryota; Viridiplantae; Chlorophyta; Ulvophyceae; Bryopsidales; Ostreobiaceae
Source: the annotation of a GenBank genome assembly